This is a messenger RNA of Suillus subalutaceus, 3367 nucleotides long. RefSeq names its product CHAT domain-containing protein. The transcript has 10 exons. The record is from RefSeq and is a predicted model, not a curated record. The coding region runs from base 179 to 3277 and encodes 1032 amino acids. Gene Ontology annotation, molecular function: protein binding. NCBI's taxonomy places the organism in Eukaryota, Fungi, Basidiomycota, Agaricomycetes, Boletales, Suillaceae.
CCCUCAACAACAUGGAAAUACACGUGUAACAUUACCUCAACCCUCAACCCCUUCCUCUCCCUCUCACCCAAACUUCAUCCACAGUUCCCAAAUCCCCAUUCCCGUCUUCUUCUACUACCCUUUCUGUCUACCAUCCAGCCCAUCCUCAAUCCUGGUCGUUUUGCUUCAUCGCACUAUCAUGCCCGGUAGCUUAGAAGGCCGAUAUAUCAGACUUGAGAUUAUCAGUGGAAAAAAUAUCAAAGUUCCCUCCUUGCGCAUCCCCGCAGGCAUCCAUGUGUCCGUCAAUCUCGACUCGAGCAGACGCUGGAAAUCAACAAUCGGUGUCCUAUCAUCCGACGAAUCUAUAACGUGGCGCGAUAGUGUGACCUUAUCAUCAGAUGCGUCGCCUACGUUAUCAGUGGAGAUCAGGGCUUCCUUCGAGCUCGAUUGCAUGCUAGGCAAUGGAGAAGUUGUCGGAAAACUUGACAAAUCAUGGGAUGAGCUGCUAGAUCAUGGAAAUGAGCCUUUCGACAUCUCCUUUCCGUCUGUUCACUCUUCCCUCACACUAAAGGCCACGGUUCUACAUGACUGUGACUAUCAGGACAGCGCACUGCCUGACUCCAUCGUUGAGUGUCAGAUUGCUCAAGACACGGAUGCGGGCCAUGAACGAUUUGCCACAUACGUGACAAGCAAGACGGUCUCUCACCUGAAUGAUGCUGUAAAGCAUUUUCAGUUGGUCCUGGACCAAUGUCCAGUCGGCCAUCUUCAUCGGGCAGCGGCUCUCACCAACCUUGCGUGGGCUCGCCUUAAAGGCUACAUUCGAAACGAUUUUCAAGACAUCGACUCUAUCACUUCUCUCUUCCGCGAAGCCCUUGCAUUGCGUCCGCAAGGCCACCCCGAUCAUCCCUUAUCCAUCUAUAACCUCACUGAAGCGCUGACCUGGCGCUACAGCAAAGAGAACUUCGCCGUCGUCUAUAUCCAGGAAUGCGCGCAACUGUCCUGCAAGCUAUUGCCCCUCUGUCCAGAGGGCACCUACCUUCAUAGCAUCGCGGCAGGGGCAAAUGGCGUCGAUUAUGUGAUCCGCGAAUGCAACAAACUUCCAAAAGACGCAUCCGAUGAAGGCAUCCACCUUCGACGAGUCGUACUCGAGCUUUGUCCUCUGGGCAGCGCACACCGUCCGAAAGCACUCGACAAGCUUGCACAGGCAGUUGAAGCACGCUUUGACCAGCGCGGCACCAUUGAUGAUCUAGCAGAGAGCGUACAACAUGGCCGUGAAGCCGUUUCUCUGUGCCCCAAGGGACAUUCUGAACGCGACACCUACCUGAAUAACUUGGCCUACUCACUCCGGUCCCGCUUUGAUCACCAAGGCAACUCAGAUGACCUCAAUGAGGCCAUCUCUUUGUAUGAAGAAGCGCUGCGCCUGUGCCCUGUUGGGCACAAAUCUCGUGAUUUCUCAUUGAACAACCUAGGACUCGCCCUCUGGACCCGUUUCAAGCAACGUGGUGAUGUUAACGACAUCAUCAGAUCCAUCAGCCUCCAGCGCGAGGCACUGACGUUGUGCCCGCCUGGGAAUCCAUAUCGUGAUUACAUGCUUAACAACCUUGCGCUCGGGCUCGAAACCAGAUAUGAGAAAUUAGAUGCCAGCGAGGAUCUCGACGAGGCCAUCAACCUCUACCGGGAUUCACUUCAGUUAAGGCCGCAUGGCCAUCCACUUCGCUAUUCAACUCUUAACAAUUUGAGCUCGGCGCUCCGUUCUCGUUUCACGCAAACUCGGAAGAAUGAAGAUAUCGAGGAGGCUAUUCGACUCUGCCAAGAGUCGUUGGAGGCUUUGCCUUCACUGCACCCUAAGAGAUAUUUCAGCUACAUGUGGCUGCAGGAAGCCUAUUUAUCUCGUUUCAGGGUGCAACGCGAGUCUGCUGAUUUGUCCCUUGCUAACGCAUCAACGAGGCGAUCAAUUGGACUUUUGCAGCGGGAGAGUCACAGUCAUGCCUCUGCACUAGAAGCCUACAAAAUCUUUUUCGAGCUUCUCGACAGACAUUUGUCAACGCGAUCUUCAAUUGUUGCACGGCGCGAAGCUGCUUCUGCUUUUCGUCGUGCCAGAACAUUGCCUGUGGAUGCGGCAUCAUGUGCCAUACGCCUUGACAAACUACGAGACACAAUUGAACUUGACCUCGAGUCGACAAAUGCCAACCUUGCUCACCAGUUCUCGGAGCUCAGCAAGCGUCUGUCUGAUGCUCAGGGUUCCGCCGGCAGUGCUGAUCGAGCUGCUGCUGAUCGAGCAGCGAUACAGCACAGGAGACUCCAGCAGCAGUGGGGAGCAGUGACUUGCAAGCGGCAGCGCGUCAUGGCCCAGUCAUCAUCCUCAAUGCGAGUCAAUAUUUGUGCAGCGCCAUCGUUGUCCCGACCUCAGGAGAGCCCCACCACGGAGAUACGACUUGCAUCUUUUAUGCGCCCAGAGGAGACGAGGAAGGAAUUGCAAGUCCUCUUGAGGACAGUGUGGGACGAGAUCAUGCUCCCCAUCGUCAUCGUCCUCCAGCGUGAUCUCAGAGUAACGAGUGGCUCUCGAAUCUGGCUGUGUCCAACUGCAACCUUCACUUCCAUUCCUCUCCACGCAGCUCACCCCUUUCGAACGAAGGCAGACGGACGGCGUGAACUAUGCCUGGAGGACAUGAUGAAGAAACGUGUGACUCCGUCAUUCGUCGCAAUCGGACAAAGUUCACCGGGUGCGGGGCAAGGCGAGGCGCUGUUGACUGUUGACAGCGAGCUUGAGCUCGUCCGCAAACUCGUCCCCGCGACGGCCAACUCCACCACUCUCUCCGGCGACGAUGCCACUCGAGCAGGUGCACUCGAUGCUUUACAACGCAACACCUGGGUGCACCUCGCUUGUCAUGGGAAGCAAGACCGCGAGCAGCCUUACUAUUCAUGUUUCGCCAUGAAAGACAAACCUCUCACGUUGCUCGAUAUCAUGGAGAAAGACAUUCCUCACGCUGAGUUUGCAUUCUUGUCGGCGUGUCAUACCGCUGUUGGCGACGAGAAGACACCAGACGAAGUCAUCCACCUCGCAGCUGGACUCCAAUUUUCAGGGUUCAAGAGCGUCAUUGGCACGCUGUGGGUGGUCGACGACGCUGUCGCAAAACAUGUUGUCGAAGCUUUCUACAAGAAGAUGGUCAAGGGUUUGGAGGAUGGUGAUAUGAUGGACUGUACGAAGGCGGCCUGGGCACUCAACCGUGCUACAAAUGCCGUGAAGACGAAAGUGCCGCUCGAGCAGCGGAUGGUUUUCAUACAUAUUGGUGUGUAGUUCUAUGUCUCAUUGUUUCGAUAUCGUACAGUUCUUCAGGUUAUUCUCUUUCGUCUAUGCUGUACUUAAAGUUGUAGGAAUUAGUGUACU